GGAGCAUUCGUUGCGGCGAAGAAACUACAACAGGGCGACACGGCAGAAGAAUUCGGUACCGCGAAGAAACCACCGCAAGCCAAUGCUGCUACCAGCUUCACUGCGGCUGGCAUGCGUGCCGUGACAGCCCGCGCAGUUGCAUUCUACUUCCGGGCUCCCAUUAAAGCCUUCUUUCCGGGACGGAUCGACUAUAUGGGCUAUGCGCGCGCAAUAAACCCACGCGUUCAGGCCAACCUGGGCUGGUCCUGGAAGGUCUCUACGCCGGCGUUGCUUGCUCAUGCGGUGAAGACUUAUGGAUGGCGAUUUCUCCCCAACCAAGUCCUGCCACCGAUGCUGGGCAAUACACUAAUAGGAGCAAUACUAUAUACAGCGUAUCUGCAAGCACUCGGAAGCCUUCAUGAACCCUCCUCGCGCUCGGCCAAGCGGAUAUUUCCGCCUCCGUCAUUUAGACAAACUUUUUCAGCAGGUCUGAUAGCCGGAGGGAUCCAGUCACUUGUCGCCGCGCCACUGGACGCACUCCAGGUACGCUUCAGAACGGCCGAUAUGUUGGAGGGCAAAUACAAAACCAUGUGGCAGUAUGCCACACAUAAACUUCACGAUAUUGGCCUUCGGGGAAUAUUUGGCGGCUUCACGUUAUCCCUGCUCAAAGACUCGCUCGGAGCUGCGCUCUUCUUCAGCACGUUCGAAUGCGUGAAAUCUCAGGCGUAUUACUCGUUUGUAACGCAUUAUUACGGCGUCUAUUCGCCCACCUCAAUUUUCCUAAACGAUAGACCGGUCAUAAAGCCCCACUAUACAGUCGAGCCGGCGUUCCUUCUACUAGCCGGUAUGACCGCCUCAGUUGCGCAGCAAGCAAUCCAGCAUCCAUUGAGCGAGCUCCAAAACGUGCACUAUGGUCGUCUCGAAUCGCUAGACUACCAAGCUCACGAAGAGAUGAGGCCGAAGAAAACAAUGAGCCGAUAUUAUCACGCGUAUGAGAAAACAAUCGAGCAGUGCCAAAUUCUCUCUCGUAGAGCCGGUGGGUGGCGGAGAUACCUUUACAAGAACUUCUUCAUGAAUACGAUUCGGCAGGUGCCGAGUACGUCUGCUGGGUUGAUCAUAUUCGAGCUUGUGAGACGCAAAUUUGCGUUUGAAAGCGAAGAGGUCCGGAUCGAGAAAGACGGCUUUGAUAUACUUUUGACUUGAACGAAUUAUACCCCAUCUCCAGCCAUUUUGUAUUAGUAUAUGUUUUCUGUACGACGAUAGAUGGGCCGUGAAGAACGUCGGCUCUUCUCAUAUAUGUCAAUACCAACAACCACCAUUCACAUAUAAAGCUCAAAGCUCUUUCGAAACGCGCGCGUUACAGUCACUCAGCCUCUAAUUGAUCAUGAAGUUCUUCCGUAUUCUCGGCAAGCGGUAAGUUUCCGAGGCACCAGACAGUUCGAAGCAAAGCCUUCGGAAUUAAAUGAGAGAUUGUAGGCGCUUUGGAUGAGCCAAGACGGGUAGAUUGAUAGUUUUCCCCAAUACGAGCAUGCUCUCAGACCCACUAUUGUUAUCUUUUCGCGGCCAAUGACCUUAAAUAACGGUAACACUAGCGGGUCAAAAAAUCUCAAUUCGACGCUGAGUCGGACGAGGUGAGAUACGGGGGGAAGGAGGAAACCGAUGUAAGGUGAUGGAUGC
This is a messenger RNA of Mytilinidion resinicola, 1656 nucleotides long. RefSeq names its product mitochondrial carrier protein-like protein. The transcript is spliced from 2 exons. The coding region runs from base 112 to 1182 and encodes 356 amino acids. The record is from RefSeq and is a predicted model, not a curated record. NCBI's taxonomy places the organism in Eukaryota, Fungi, Ascomycota, Dothideomycetes, Mytilinidiales, Mytilinidiaceae. Gene Ontology annotation, molecular function: L-ornithine transmembrane transporter activity. Gene Ontology annotation, biological process: mitochondrial L-ornithine transmembrane transport.